Boleophthalmus pectinirostris (great blue-spotted mudskipper) is the source of this 1255-nucleotide messenger RNA. It is a transcript of the gene foxi2, whose product is annotated as forkhead box I2. The coding region runs from base 41 to 1255 and encodes 404 amino acids. The transcript is spliced from 2 exons. Gene Ontology annotation, molecular function: DNA-binding transcription factor activity, RNA polymerase II-specific; RNA polymerase II cis-regulatory region sequence-specific DNA binding. NCBI's taxonomy places the organism in Eukaryota, Metazoa, Chordata, Actinopteri, Gobiiformes, Gobiidae. Gene Ontology annotation, biological process: anatomical structure morphogenesis; regulation of transcription by RNA polymerase II; cell differentiation. The record is from RefSeq and is a predicted model, not a curated record.
UUCACAGACACUUUUCGUCUCUCGUCUCUUGGACUCUGGGAUGAACUCCAUAGACCCUCUCCAACCGCACCACCACCAGCACAGCAGCCACCACAGCCACGCUACACCCCACCCUGCGCCCCAGAAAGGCGAGGACAUGACCGCGGUUUACUGUGACAACCUCAGCUCCAUGUACCAUCACCAGCAGAGCGUCCAGAGCGCGCAAAGACCCCCGGGAUACGGCCCUCACGCGCUCGGGGACUACACCUCAUCUACCAACCCGUACUUGUGGCUCAAUGGUCCCGCCGUGAACUCCACAUCUGCCGCGUAUCUGCACCACGCCAGCAGUCCGGCCCCGUUCAUCCCUCCAUCGUACGGAUCACAGCGGCAGUUCAUCACCAACUCGCCCGGGUUUGGAGGUACGGAUCUCGGGUGGUUGUCAAUAGCGAGUCAGGAGGAGCUGCUGAAGUUGGUGCGCCCGCCUUAUUCGUAUUCCGCGCUGAUCGCAAUGGCUAUCCAAAAUGCGCACGACAAAAAGCUGACGUUGAGCCAGAUUUACCAGUACGUGGCGGAUAAUUUCCCGUUUUAUAAAAAGAGCAAAGCGGGCUGGCAAAACUCAAUCCGGCACAACCUGUCUCUGAACGACUGCUUCAAGAAGGUGCCAAGAGACGAGGACGACCCAGGUAAAGGGAACUACUGGACGCUGGACCCAAACUGUGAGAAAAUGUUUGACAACGGAAACUUCAGGAGGAAAAGAAAGCGCCGCUCAGACCCCAGCUCUUCCGGACCUGUGUCUUCCGUGAGCUCCUCUAAAGUCCAAGAGGGCCCUGAGCGGCCUGGGGGGGUGGGCUCCUCCCUUAAGUCCCCUGAAAGCCCCCCAUCUCUCCUGGGACAGUCCUCUCCUGAACUAGAAGAACAUCACCAAAACCACAAGGGACAUGCGGCGAGCUCACCGUGUUUUAACAACUUCUACAGCGCCAUGUCCAGUCUCAGCUCCCCCAACAGAUCACAGGGGGCAAUCGGACUGGUCAAUGAGUUGGCUAAUAGGAACAUUACGGCAGCCCUGUCUCCUUACCACACUUCCCACAAUGCACCGCAGCAGCAACAGGACGUUACUGUGGCGACAGAGCACGGGGACUCCAGCUUGCACUUCAACAGAGGAGUUUACUACAAUACGCUCAGCAGUGGAGGACAGAGUGGACAAUUUAAUGGACAUUUUUAUAACAGUUUUAGUGUCAACAGCUUGAUCUACCCACGAGAUGGAUCUGAGCUUUAG